AAUCGAGCGGCUGCAAACAGCGCGCCAAAAGGGAGGCUGACUGACUGACUGACUGAGUAUAAGGAGCUAAAGCCGGCUGGAUUCGUAAAGCGAGACGUCAUGCCCCCCGCGAUGGAGUUGGUGGCUGUAAGCUGCAGCUCCAAUUCUGCAUUUUCGUCCAUACCUCCUCUUCAUCAUAAUAAGGCGCGGCUAAGUGAUUUUCUUCCCGUUACUGCUUUGGGAACUCGACUGCGCAGGAUUUCUCUGUUUUGUACAAGUUCAAUUUACUAUUCUUUAGUUUAUAGGAGCGGGUUCUCUUGUCAACCGUUGAGAAGACUUCACAAAGGAACUAGAUCGCAUUGUGGUUUGAGAAGCUCUGACACUAGUGGUCUUCUUUGGAAAGGUUUUAAUAAACAUGUCCCUGUUCUUUUCGUUCGUAUUGUGGUGGGAAUGGUGCUGAUCAUGACUGUUUCCUUUGCUGUUAACAGGACUCCCUCAUGGUCACUUACCGAAGAAAAUCUGCUUUUCUUGGAGGCAUGGAGAACAAUUGACCGUGCAUAUGUCGAUAAAAACUUCAAUGGCCAGAACUGGUUCAAAUACAGAGAGAAUGCAUUAAGGAAUGAACCAAUGAACUCCAGAGAAGAGACUUAUAUAGCCAUAAAAAAGAUGCUUGCAACUCUAGAUGAUCCCUUCACGAGAUUCCUGGAACCUGAGAAGUUCAAAAGCUUGCGGUCAGGUACACAAAAUGCACUUACGGGUGUAGGGCUGUCUAUUGGUUAUCCUACUGGAGCGGACGAUUCCACUACUGGACUGGUAGUGAUUUCAACUUCUCCUGGCGGUCCUGCUAAAAAGGCUGGCAUUUUAAGUGGCGAUGUUAUCCUAAAUAUUGAUGAUAAUAGUACAGAUUCCAUGACCAUAUAUGAUGCAGCCGAUCGCUUGCAGGGGCCUGAAGGUAGCGUUGUGGAACUUACUAUUUCUAGUGGCCCUCAAAUAAAGAAACUAUCCUUAACGAGAGAGAAGAUUGCACUGAAUCCAGUGCAAUCCAAAUUCUGUGAGAUUCCUGGUCGAGGAAAUGGUUCUUCUAGAGUAGGAUAUAUCAAACUCACGACAUUCAACAAAAAUGCUUCGGUUGCUGUGAAGGAAGCAAUUGAAGCACUAAGAAGGAACAACAUUGAUUCUUUUGUCCUGGACCUUCGAGAUAAUAGUGGUGGUCUUUUUCCAGAAGGAAUCGAGAUUGCAAAAAUUUGGUUGGAUAAAGGUGUUAUUGUAUAUAUUUGUGAUAGCAAAGGUGUUCGUGACAUUUACGACACUGAUGGAAGCAAUGCAUUGGCUGCCACUGAGCCACUUGUUGUGUUGGUUAACAAGGGAACUGCUAGUGCAAGUGAAAUCUUAGCUGGUGCAUUGAAGGACAAUAAACGCGCGGUUCUGUUUGGGGAGCCUACUUAUGGGAAAGGCAAGAUUCAGUCGGUUUUCCAGCUUUCAGAUGGAUCUGGCUUGGCUGUAACUGUUGCUCGUUAUGAAACUCCUGCUCAUACCGAUAUUAAUAAGGUGGGUGUAGUUCCAGAUCAUCCGCUGCCUGCUUCAUUUCCAAAGGAUAACUGGGAUAUCUGCAGCUGCCUUCAGGAUCCAACAUCCAACUGUUACCUCAACAAAGCUGAGCUUUUCUCAAGAAGAUGAACAAGACCUGUCUGUCUGUAAUGUUUAACAAUGUCUGUCUUUGUAUUAUGUAGAUUCAAACCCUUUAUUGAAUUGUUGUAACUUUGUUUUUAUGUAACGAAAACAGUCAGCUUAAAAAUUGAUUUUGUAUUCA
Molecule: messenger RNA, 1789 nt
Organism: Impatiens glandulifera
Lineage: Eukaryota; Viridiplantae; Streptophyta; Magnoliopsida; Ericales; Balsaminaceae
Product: carboxyl-terminal-processing peptidase 2, chloroplastic
Exons: 13
Coding region: 100-1656 (518 amino acids)
Biological process (GO): proteolysis
Molecular function (GO): protein binding; serine-type peptidase activity; endopeptidase activity
Source: RefSeq, a predicted model, not a curated record